This is a messenger RNA of Musca domestica (house fly), 803 nucleotides long. RefSeq lists its product as uncharacterized. The coding region runs from base 170 to 769 and encodes 199 amino acids. The transcript has 4 exons. Lineage: Eukaryota; Metazoa; Arthropoda; Insecta; Diptera; Muscidae. The record is from RefSeq and is a predicted model, not a curated record.
UUGUGUGGUUUGUUUAAACAAUAAAUGUGAAAAAUCUAAUUUUUGUUAUUUUUUCUCAUAUCCGUUGAAUGUUUGUCAUAUUUAGAAUCAGUUUUGAAACUAUUCUAGCUGUGUUAACACAUUGUGAUGAUGGACAGAAAAUUGAAAAUAAAAUAAAUUGUAUAAAAAUAUGUUAACAAAGAUAAGCCGUUUGUUUUUGAUUGUUACACUAGUUGGCACUACAAUGACGAGUGUUAGAUCUUUGUGUAUCUAUACCGUACCGCCAUCGUGUUUAACCGAUUUAACAUCCGAAGAGGCAAAUGAAACCCUGGAUUAUGUCCUCAGUAAAUAUGAAAUGGUGGAAAUGAAAAUUGUCGGAGAACCCAUAUCCGUUUACGGCUUGCGCCUGACACACGGCGAUGAUGAGGAAGAAAUCAACAUUCAUUUCAAAUACCUCGACAAUACCAUGUAUGACAUCAUUCAGCAUUGUGUAUUUGCCGUUUAUCAUCGCCCCAAUGAAUGCGAACUGAUCAGGACCAUUUGCAACACCUUCCUACCGAUUACGCCACGUCCUCUGUUGGAGCGCACAGAUUUACGUGUGUGUGACGAUGGCAAUGAUGUACAACUUGUUGAAGCGGAAGACAUUGAAGAUGAUGAUGGAGAGAAUACGACAACAAUGACGGCAGCAGCAGCUGACGGUGAUGGACAGGAAUCUCGUCAGAAGCAACAGUCAGCUCAAGGAGCCAAUGAUGGGAAUGACGAUGACGAUGAUGAGGAAGAGGAAAAUUAACAAUGUUGUGAAUAGAAAUACAUAGAUAUGAAUA